AUGAAGCUACGCGGCACACUUAGGGAAAAGCCUGAUAAGCAGUGGCCCAGCCCGCCCAUCAACGCCGGCCGCGACCCGGUCAACAAGUCCGCACCAUCCCCGCCGCCAGCCGCUAACAAGAACGAGGGGCAGGAGAAGCAGCAAGAACCGCCGUCAGGCGACAAGGGCUCCUCUGGCGACGGCGCCGAGUCCACCCAGGAGGGUGCGAAGGACCAGUAG
Messenger RNA from Paraphaeosphaeria sporulosa, 219 nucleotides. RefSeq lists its product as uncharacterized. Bases 1 to 219 code for a protein of 72 amino acids. The transcript has 2 exons. Lineage: Eukaryota; Fungi; Ascomycota; Dothideomycetes; Pleosporales; Didymosphaeriaceae. The record is from RefSeq and is a predicted model, not a curated record.